Messenger RNA from Solanum verrucosum, 2522 nucleotides. Its product is annotated as protein ENHANCED DISEASE RESISTANCE 2. NCBI's taxonomy places the organism in Eukaryota, Viridiplantae, Streptophyta, Magnoliopsida, Solanales, Solanaceae. The record is from RefSeq and is a predicted model, not a curated record. The transcript is spliced from 23 exons. Gene Ontology annotation, molecular function: lipid binding. Bases 44 to 2293 code for a protein of 749 amino acids.
UUUGAUUUUCAAGAUUACUUUUUUUUGUAUAUGAUUCUUGAAAAUGGGUUCAGAAAUUUUCCCUAAAGUGAAAAGUGAAGGUGGGUCAUCGGAGAGUGGUGGUUCUGAGAGUGGAGCUGAUGAGAGAGGUGGAGAGAAUGAUGCUUUUGAGUAUUUUGGUUGGGUUUAUCAUUUGGGUGUUAAUACAAUUGGGCAUGAGUAUUGUCAUCUUCGAUUCUUGUAUAUACGUGGGAAGUAUAUGGAAAUGUAUAAGAGAGAUCCCCAUGAAAAUCCUGGCCUGAAACCAAUAAGGAGGGGUGUUAUAAAUCACACACUUAUGGUGGAGGAAAUAGGUCGCCGAAGAGUUAACCAUGGGGAUCUCUAUGUGUUGAGGUUUUACAAUCGAUUGGACGAGUCAAAAAGGGGAGAAAUUGCUUGUGCUUCGCCUGGUGAAGUACGGAAAUGGAUGGAAGCCUUUGAUCGAGCAAAACAACAGGCAGAUUAUGAUCUUUCAAGAGGUCAAAGUGCAAGAGAUAAACUGAAGUUAGAGAGCGAGAUUAACCUUGCUGGACAUCGACCUAGAGUACGGCGGUAUGCACAUGGCUUGAAGCAGCUGAUAAGAAUAGGACAAGGUCCCGAGAAGCUCUUGCGGAAAUCCUCAAAAUUGGGUGCCAAAAGUGAAUCAGAUGUGUACUUUGAAGCAGAUGUGGUUGAAGCACAUGAGUGGAAAUGUGUUCGUACCCUUGAUGGUGUUCGGAUAUUUGAAGAUAUGGCAAACAAAAAGACUGGUAAAGGAGUUCUUGUCAAGGCUGUUGCUGUUGUCGAAGCUAGUGCAGAUACUGUCUUUGACGUGCUUUUGAGUCUUGAUCGACAUCAAAGAUAUGAGUGGGAUACGUUAACAGGGGACGUGGAAUUGAUAGAAUCUUUGGACGGUCACUGUGAUGUUGUUUAUGGGACACUUGAUCUCCGAAAACUUUCUUGGUGGCAGUCUAAAAGAGAUUUUGUCUUUUCUCGGAGGUGGUUUCAUGGUCAAGACGGAACAUAUACAAUUUUGCAUUUCCCAACGGAAUACAAAAAGCGGCCUCCAAAAAGUGGAUAUCGACGUAUAAAAAUGAUUGCUUGUUCUUGGGAGAUCAGCAAUAUAGGCACUUCCUCCUCAUUAAAGCCUGCCAGAUGCCUUGUGACACUGAUUCUGGAGAUACGUUCUAAGGCCUGGUUUAAGUGGAAGAAUAAUGAGUUCUGUAAAUUUGAGAGAACACUUCCUUUUGGAAUGUUGAGUCAAGUGGCAGGUUUGAAGGAAUAUAUUGGAGCAAAUCCAGCACUUACAUUUGAAUCAUCCACUGUAGUUCAGUCAAAAACAUCUGGUGUUUCUAUAUCAAGCAAUGAGCUUGAGGAUGCAAUGGGGUCAGAUGAAUUCUAUGAUGCAAUAGGUACCGAUUCGUCAUCAUCAGAUGAAGAUAGUGGUGAUGAAGUAUCUAGUAAGCAGGACAAAAAGGUUAAGCUAAAAAAUGUUUCAUGGGCCAUAGCAAGCUUGGCCUUAAAGAAGACAUUGGCACCAGACACUAGUAAGGAACUAAAUCCCGAUGUUCCUUCAUUAACUCUUGAUCCAAGUCAGUUUCAUGGUACCAUGCGGCAUGCGAAGGGUGAGGGUGACUCUGAUUGCUGGUCUUCGCCAAGUGGUUCUGGUUUCAUGAUCAGAGGGAAGACAUACUUGAAAGACAGUACGAAGGUUACUGGUGGAGAUCCUCUGCUCAAGCUUAUUGCUGUUGACUGGUUCAAGGUGGAUGAAUGCAUCACAAAUAUUGCUCUUCAUCCUAAGUGUCUUGUUCAGUCUGAAGCAGGGAAGAAAACUCCAUUCGUCCUAAUAAUUAACCUUCAGGUUCCAGCUAAACCAAAUUAUAGCCUGGUUCUUUAUUAUGCCGCUGACAGACCUGUAAAUAAGGAUUCAUUGUUGGGUAAAUUCAUUGAUGGAACUGACUCUUUCCGUGAUUCAAGAUUCAAAUUGAUUCCAAGCAUUAGAGAGGGAUACUGGAUGGUUAAGCGUGCCGUUGGAACUAAAGCUUGCCUUCUGGGGAAGGCAGUAACGUGCAAGUACCUUCGACAAGAUAACUUUCUGGAGAUUGAUGUGGACAUCGGCUCUUCAUCUGUGGCAAGAGGUGUUAUUGGUCUUGUACUGGGCUAUGUGACAAGCCUUGUCGUUGAUCUUGCUAUUCUAGUCGAGGCAAAAGAAGAGGCUGAACUCCCUGAAUACAUUCUUGGAACUGUUAGAUUAAAUCGCGUAAAGGUCGAUUCUGCUGUACCAUUGGAGGGUUGAUGAGUCUUUCGUUAGUAAGUGCCAUUAAUCGCCUUUGAAAUCGAAUAUAGUUGAGUCAUUACUAUUAUUUUGUAUACAUUAUAUCCCCACUUGUCUGGGAAUGAGUUAUAGUAGUUGUAUCAUAAUGAUAUACCUAAAACAGCACAGAAUCAAAACUUGUAACAAAAGUUGUAACUUGUAACUGAGAUGGAUGUUGUGUGAAUAAUAAAAAUCUAUAUAUAUUUGUGAC